AAGCGGAAAACUCUAACACUAUACCUUUUCUUAUACUUAAAUCAACCAAUGGCAGUAUACGUGAGGUCCCUUUUGGAAACGGUACAAACCCACAGGAUAACAUUUCAUGCACCAUAUCUACUCAGCUGCUACCUGCUGGAAAAAGAACAGAGAAGUGUAUCAACAGAAUGAUUAUGUACCACCAAGCCAAGAAAUUCAAAUGAAUGAUGUGUACAAUGAAAUAAGUAAUGAACGCAAUUCCAAAGGUGUACAACAGAUGACAUUGACGACAGAGCAACGUCAUUCCAGCAUGUCGUCCAACAUAAGCUGUAGUGUUUACAACCAUCUUCACGAGUCAACAGUAGAUAACAGAGAAAACCAUUACGAACACGUACAUUUAACAAAAACUGAAGAUCCAGCACUUGGUCAUUUUAAUGGCACUUUAGAUGAUGUUCCAAAUGCAGAUAAAGAUUCAGAUGAGGGAGUGGUAGAUGAUAACGACUUUUUGUUUCAGAAGGAAAAUUUACCCAUUCCAGAAAGUGAUGGGUUAAAAACAAAUGAUAAUUACUUUGUUCUAGAAAAAAGUCUUUUUACCUAG
Molecule: messenger RNA, 577 nt
Organism: Saccostrea cuccullata (small rock oyster)
Lineage: Eukaryota; Metazoa; Mollusca; Bivalvia; Ostreida; Ostreidae
Exons: 3
Coding region: 107-577 (156 amino acids)
Source: RefSeq, a predicted model, not a curated record